This is a messenger RNA of Chanos chanos (milkfish), 841 nucleotides long. It is a transcript of the gene nupr1b, whose product is annotated as nuclear protein 1b. Gene Ontology annotation, biological process: negative regulation of cell population proliferation; negative regulation of cell cycle; regulation of transcription by RNA polymerase II. Gene Ontology annotation, cellular component: nucleus. NCBI's taxonomy places the organism in Eukaryota, Metazoa, Chordata, Actinopteri, Gonorynchiformes, Chanidae. The coding region runs from base 181 to 405 and encodes 74 amino acids. The transcript has 3 exons. The record is from RefSeq and is a predicted model, not a curated record.
CUGAGGAGGAAAACAAACCUUUUUGCGAUUUACUGAUUCCGUUACUUCGACGUUUCACUCCAGAGUUUUGUUAUUUGCUCCAGAGAGUACUACUUUCAGCUAGGGCUUAAGAAUUCGCUCAAGUCAGAUUGUAUUAAGUCAAAUUUGUGCGAUUUGCUGUAACCCUUUCAAAGUUUCAUAAUGAGUCACGUCGAAGUGAAAAACCUUGAGCCUACCACUUUCGAGGAUCGUUAUUAUGAUGAAUAUGAAUACUACAACUUGACGGAUCGUUACACAGAGUGUGCAAGUCGGAAAGGACGCUCAAAGAAGGAGGCGAGCUGCAACACCAACAGACACAACCCAGGCGGUCACGAGAGGAAGAUCGUCGAGAAGCUUCAGAACUCUGAGAAGAAGGCCAAGGAGUGAAAGCCAUGGAGACGGAAUUGGACUGGUAUUACUGGCUACCGACCAUGGGCGCCUUGGCGACGGAUCUGGGACAGACGGCAGAAGUAACAGUUACGUGAACUCCAAAUGGGUUGAGAGGGUGGUGGAUGAUUGAAUGGCACUAGGAGUGACGCUUUGGGGCCCAGUGUUUUUUGUAUGGAGGAAGCUGUGUUUGUCGGACGCUACAACUGCAGCUGCCACGCUUGAGUUGUGUUUAAGUUUGUGCAUGUGAUACGCGAGUCACUUGUACUGAUGGGUCGCACCUGCUUAGGUGCUAGAGUUGCGAUGGUGAAAGGCUGUUUUCUUUUUCUUUUCUUUUUAAGAAUGAAAUUCCGAAUUUUUAAUGGAAAUUUUCUUAAGUAAAUGUUUGUGUCUGAAUGGCUUUUAAGAACACAAUUAAAACUUGUUUUUAAUGAUA